UCUGCUACCCCGACGGCUUUCAGCAGUCCACUACAAACCAAGUGCAUGAUCCGAGAGAUUUCCUCUUCCGACUGGUCCCGAGGCAAGUGCACAGCGGAGGUGGGGGUUCGUCUGGCGGCAGCAACGAUGCAUCCGGAGCAGCUGGAGGAAUGUCAGGUUCCGG
Messenger RNA from Amoebophrya sp. A120, 163 nucleotides. The record is from the annotation of a GenBank genome assembly. Lineage: Eukaryota; Dinophyceae; Syndiniales; Amoebophryaceae.